AUGUCAAAACUGUGUGGUUUGAACGUAGUUCAGCUACGAGAAGAACUACAGAAACGAAGCCUUGUCACAAGUGGCAACAAAGAAGUACUAGUAGCACGUCUGAGAGAAGCUCUCAUUGACGAAGGUAAGAACCCAGACGAAUUCAAGUUUGAUGGUGCUGACGAAGACAAUGAAAUUAGCACAAGCACGUUUACAACCGCUAAAAUGAUGGAACUUCUGCUUAGUAUGUCAACUGAAAUAAAACAACAGUCCGAACGACAGACAGAAGAGUUAAAACAACAGAUCAAGGAACAGUCCGAACGACAGACAGAGGAGUUAAAACAAAUCAAACAGCAGUCCGAACGACAGUCCGAACGACAGUCCGAACGACAGACAGAAGAGGUAAAACAACAGAUCAAGGAACAGUCCGAACGACAGACAGAGGAGUUAAAACACGUAAAAUUGGAAGUGGCAGAACAGAUUGAAGAACAGUCAACAAGAAUAGAAAUGAUCGAGCAGAAACUUGAUCAUCAUGCAUCCGGAAGAACUUUGAAGGAACCAGCAUUUGACGGAGAGAUGUCCUGGAACGUUUAUAAAAUCCAGUUCGAAGCAGCGGCAACUAGUAACUGUUGGAACGGAAAAGAACGAGCAACAGCACUGAUACUGGCCCUGCGAGGUUCAGCAGCAGAGGUUCUUCAGACGAUUCCGGCGGAGAACCACUUCAACUAUGAAGUUCUGGUUAGCGCGUUGGAUUUACGUUAUGGUGAAGAACACAUGAAACAGAUUUAUCGAUCUCAGCUUAGAAACAGAACGCAACGAUCUGGUGAAUCCAUUCAGCAGCUGGCACAAGAUAUCGAACGGUUGACAUUGCUGUCGUAUCCGAAAUCAGACCCCGAGCAUAGAGACGAAACUGCCCUGGAUACGUUUAUCAAAGCCCUUCGUGAUUCGGAACUCAAGCAAUCCCUUCUCUUGUCAGAUAAACGAAAACUCAAGGAUGCCGUUGCGCACAGUCUCACUUUUGAAUCGGCAAAGCAAGCAUCAAAAAGUGACGUACGUCCACGCCAAGUACAUGAAGAAUGCUCUUGCCAGAAGGUGGUUGUGAAACGCGAACCUCAACAGCAUGGUGUACCCCAAUACUGGAUUUGGGGUGAAAAAAGCCAUCUACGUCGUGAUUGUAAACACCGCCUAAAAGAUAACUACUGCCUAAAUUGCGCAACAAGAUGGCGCAAAAGAAGAGAAGAUGAUCCUGUAUCACGAUCGACCCCUUCUAACGAAGGGGCAGAAAACUAA
Messenger RNA from Helobdella robusta, 1269 nucleotides. RefSeq lists its product as hypothetical. NCBI's taxonomy places the organism in Eukaryota, Metazoa, Annelida, Clitellata, Rhynchobdellida, Glossiphoniidae. Bases 1 to 1269 code for a protein of 422 amino acids. The transcript has 2 exons. The record is from RefSeq and is a predicted model, not a curated record.